Kazachstania africana CBS 2517 is the source of this 219-nucleotide messenger RNA. It is a transcript of the gene TFB5, whose product is annotated as TFIIH complex subunit TFB5. The transcript has a single exon. Gene Ontology annotation, biological process: transcription by RNA polymerase II; transcription initiation at RNA polymerase II promoter; nucleotide-excision repair, preincision complex assembly. Gene Ontology annotation, cellular component: transcription factor TFIIH core complex; transcription factor TFIIH holo complex. The record is from RefSeq and is a predicted model, not a curated record. NCBI's taxonomy places the organism in Eukaryota, Fungi, Ascomycota, Saccharomycetes, Saccharomycetales, Saccharomycetaceae. The coding region runs from base 1 to 219 and encodes 72 amino acids.
AUGGCAAGGGCUAGAAGAGGUGUUCUUUUACAAUGUGAUCCAUCUAUCAAAGCGUUGAUUACUCAGAUCGAUGCAAAGCGUAGUGAUGUAAUACUAGAAGAAUUGGAUGACACCCAUUUAUUGGUAGACCCAACAAAGGUAGACUUUGUCAAGCACGAGCUGAACAGACUAUUGUCGAAGAAUAUAUAUAAUCCAAUAGAUGAGGAAGAAGCUCAAUGA